Tyto alba (common barn owl) is the source of this 2739-nucleotide messenger RNA. It is a transcript of the gene AATF, whose product is annotated as apoptosis antagonizing transcription factor. The record is from RefSeq and is a predicted model, not a curated record. Gene Ontology annotation, cellular component: nucleolus; nucleus. Bases 15 to 1703 code for a protein of 562 amino acids. Gene Ontology annotation, biological process: regulation of transcription by RNA polymerase II. Lineage: Eukaryota; Metazoa; Chordata; Aves; Strigiformes; Tytonidae. The transcript is spliced from 12 exons.
CCUCCCGCGGCAAGAUGGCGGCGCCCUUAGCGCGGCAGCUGGAGGAGCUGCUCAACCCCCGGCCCAGCUUCCGCGACCCCGAGGACGACGCGGAGGAAGCUACAGUUGCUAAAGUGAUUGACAAAUUUGAGGAUGAAACUGCAGAUGACAUUUUCCCUGUUGGUAAUAUAAGAAAAAAAGCUUCAGCCUCUCUCUUGGAAGCUGAUAAAAGGUACAGUGGGAAGGCGACAUCUCGCAAAGCUUUGCAAGAAGAACUCUGGGGAGAUGCUCUGGCUGAGGAAGGAUCUGCUGAAGAAGAAUUAGAUGAAUGGUACAGCGGCAGUGAAGAUUCAGAAGAGGAUGGGAGCUUAGGCAGUGAAACAAAGGAGAAGCCCAGCAGUGCUGGCAGUGACCAGGAGGAUGGCUUGGAAGACAAUGAGGAGACAGAUCCGUCUGUCAAGGCCAAGGCACCAGAGUUCAGUUUCCAGAAUAUCACAGACUUUGAGAAAUUUACAGAGGGGAUGGAUGAUGGAGGAAGCACUGAGGGGGAAGAUGAAGAUGAUGCCAGCAUGGAAGAAGGAAGUGAGGAGGAGGAGGAGGAAUAUGGGAGUGAAACCCACGACAAUAUAAAGGAAACCAAAGACAUUGAAGAUGAUGGGGGGGUGAUGACAUUCUCAAAAGGACAAGAGGCUGAAGAAGUAGAAAAAGGAAAAGCUGUGAAGAACCAGCUAGCAUUGUGGGAUCAACUAUUGGAAGGGAGAAUCAAGAUGCAGAAGGCGCUUGUAACAGUCAACCGACUCCCACAGCCAGAUGCUUACCCAGCCUUCAGAAAGGAAGGGGGACAAGAAUUUGACAACGCUGUCGAGAACUGUUGUAAAGCCCUGGAGACAUUGCUGAAAGUAUUAGUGGACCUUCAGGAUGAGCUGCUUUAUCAAUACCCGGGCACAAGGCAUCUGGUAGAUGGAAAGCAAUCAAAAACUGAGAGUGAUGAUGAAAUCCCCAGCAGUAGCGAUGAAGAGCAAGUGGAUAAGGCACAGGAGAAGAGGAGGAGCCUCCCCAAACGAAAGCUAAAGAUGGAGGACUACCCAGAAUUCAUCGCCAAGCGGUACGCUGACUUCAGGCCGUAUCGGAACAACGUCUUGCAGAAGUGGCACGACAAGAUAAAGCUGGCAUCUGGCAAAAUGGGCAAGGGUUUCAGUGCCUUUGAGCGUUCAAUCUUGACUCAGAUUGAUCAUAUUAUGAUGGACAAAGAGAGAUUACUACGGAGGACACAGACCAAGCGAUCAGUGUAUACAGUGCUGGGAAAGCAGGAACAGGAAUCUCAUCCGGCCCCUGAAUCUUUGCCUGAAAAUUCGGAAGUCCUCCCUCAGUCAGAUUCCAACAGGCACCUGAAGGACAUAGAUGAGGAGAUAUUUGAUGAUGAUGACUUUUAUCACCAGCUCCUUCGAGAACUUAUAGAACGUAAAACCACUUCACUGGACCCCAAUGACCAGGUGGCAAUGGGCAGGCAAUGGCUGGCCAUCCAGAAGUUACGAAGCAAAAUAAAGAAGAAAGUGGACAGAAAAGCCAGUAAAGGAAGGAGAAUCCGGUAUCAUGUCCACAGCAAGCUGGUGAGCUUCAUGGCACCUAUUGACCACUGUACAAUGAAUGAUGAUGCCAGGACUGAGCUUUAUCGUUCGCUGUUUGGAAAGCUCACGACUCCCGAAGAACCGGAGCAGAAUUAGUGCCGGGCCCUGGCGCCAGGCUCCACCGCCCCGCAGCACCCCCAGCAAGGGCCCUCCACCUCCGGUUUGUUCCCCACAACCUGGCGGAAGGAACGUUCAGUACGGUUGCUGCUAAAUCCCAGGGGCUCAGAAAGAAGAGUGGGGGGUAGGCACGUGGCUGGGCUAAACGCCCUCCUCUCUAGCUUUGAAACGAACUCUGCUUCCUCCCAAAGCCAAUCCAUUCUUAACUAGUCUCUUUAAAUUCCUGACCUUGAUUUUGCAGCCUGCUCAGCAGUGUUCUGCUGGGGGCAGGGACGUGCGCUUCAGAGCAGCCGGGCCCAGCAAACCCCCCUGCAAUCGGGUCACCCACGUUUGUGUUAAAUCCUCGGGGAUUUUCAUUUGGGGGGUUGGAGGGGGGGGUGUUCAAGCGUGCUGCUCUGGUCGUUGGCGGGCCGCAUAUCUGGAACGUGUGACUUUAUUUUUCACUGAGUCAAGAGGAUUUAAAUGUCAUUUACAUAAUUAACAUGGCCUUAAAACAGAGAGAAGGUGCUCUCCCUUGCAGACAGCCAGAGCUCCCAGUUCACGCUCCCGUUCCUGAGCGAGCGCUCGCUGCACACAGGGACAUUUGCUGGCUGGUGAUGAGCACAGCGCGGGCCACGUCUGGGGAUAUUUCUGCAAUUAGAACAUAUUGGUGAAUUUUUCAGUCCAGCAUUGAUCCUGUACACUUAAUUAUUUCUGCUGAUCAUGACUCUGAGCCAUCCUGUCUUCACCGUCACCGCGACACACUGCUGAAGGAUGCCAGCACGAAUGUGAAACUGGCCAGAGGAGAUGACUCACUUGAGGGGUUUUGUGGGGUUUUUAUAUCCAAAGGUCAGAAGCCGGAAAUUAAAUCCCCAUAAGGGGAAUUUGCUCGCCUGCUGUGAUCAAUCUGAGAUGGAGGUUAUCUUGCGUAAAUAAUAUGUGCAUAUAGAUGUGAGUAAGGUGGCCAUUGCUUGUGACCACAUGAACUGCACUGUCUUUGUUUUGCGCGAUCUAAUUAAAACGCUUUGUAAACUGA